Molecule: messenger RNA, 8576 nt
Organism: Temnothorax curvispinosus
Lineage: Eukaryota; Metazoa; Arthropoda; Insecta; Hymenoptera; Formicidae
Gene: Ptp10D
Product: tyrosine-protein phosphatase 10D
Exons: 20
Coding region: 2756-7441 (1561 amino acids)
Biological process (GO): protein dephosphorylation
Molecular function (GO): protein tyrosine phosphatase activity; protein binding
Source: RefSeq, a predicted model, not a curated record
GGAGGAGCGAGGGAGACGGGCGACGUGGGUAGGAGCGAGAGCCAGAAUCGGAAUGGAAAGACAGCCAGGUUGCCGGACGGGGUGGCAGGGGUGAGGGGCGAAGGCGAAGAGCGGCUUAGCCUGGCGCUGCCUCGGUCGUAGCCACGAGUGGAGUGUCGAGAGAACAACCGAGGUCCCGUUGGCCCUGGUGGUCGGCCCGCACCGGGUGAGGCGUCAUGAAAGCGCGCCAGUCGACCGUGCGCACCUACAGCCGUAUGAGAGCACGCUGAACGCUUCGUUUGCUGCCCAUUUCCCGGCCCUUCCUCGCCGUCGCGCCUCCGUCCCUUUUCGGAGCACGACACGUUGACACGCGGUGGCGACCGGCGCAUUGGCGCACCUCCUGAGACGUAUCCCAGUCGGAUUUACCGCGAUCGCAGGAUGACAGAGGUGACAGGCGGACGUCCAGCUGGAUCGGCGACUCCGCUGAUGAACGAGAUCGCGCGUUUAAGGGAUGUCGCUCUCUUUCUCGUCGAGGAAUCGUGAUUGGGGCGGGUGAAGAAGCGCGGUCAGUGGCCUGGUUUCUGAUUGACACCCUAGGGUGGUGACCUCGGAUAAGGGAGACUCUCAUUUUGUGCUUUUAAUUAGAAAGUUGGUGUUGUUUUACGGUGUUUGUUUUGAAAUCCGGGCUUCGUUCUCUUUUAUGACGCGUGUAGCUCCUUCCUCGGUGGCUUAAUGAGGGCCUAGGGAGCGGCAGAGACAAUGGAUUCGGAGUAAUGCUCAGGUGUGUGCUCCUUUGUUAAUCAAGACGGAGCGUUUGUAUUCUUAAACUACUCGGAAUCUUUUGCUUCUCAUAAUUUUCGUCCCGAUGGAUGAUUCAGGGAUAGCAUCGUAUCAUUAACUGUGACGUUUCGCGCGGUGGUUCUUCUCACGCGUGAUAUUUUCGCGCGUGAAUUGCGAUAGAGUAACGGAAGGAAGUCUACUCGGUAAGUGGACGCAUGAAACCGCAGAACGGUUUAAUCUGCUCAGUACUAAUCCAGCCAUAACUCAUAUUUCAUAUAAAGUUUCCGUCGUGCGGUUAAACUUGUAUUUCAUCAGCCGGAUGAAGCGAAGUCAAGAUAGAAGAGAUCUAUUGGCAGCAGGACACACGUACGAGCUUGGUGUAUAAAAAAAUCGAAAUUAUUGAGAUUUUUAAAAUUUUGUAAAAUAAGGAUCUCAUCGUCGAACGACAUAAUUAAAUAUUAUCGUGAAAAGACUAAAACAAAGUAUAUUGUAUAGUGAUAAGUGCAAGGAAAAAAUCGAUCGGGCACAGACCUUUCUCCGGGCAAAAUCACGCGUUUCCGAUCACCGAGCAAUCUCUCGGCUAUUUUCAAUGUUUUGUGAAGCUUGCUUCGUUACCUCAUUGUUGUCACGUUGACCGCGCCGAAGGGUGCAACCCCUAGUUCGUUAUUCCGUUCCACACUUCGGAGCAUUCAAAUCGCGGAGUAACGAAGGGAGGAAACUAAUCCAGUCCAGAAAUGAUAUCGCAUAUUUCGUUCGAUGAAUAGACAGAUGCGAUAGAGAGAAAUGUAUUUAAAAACGAGAGUAUAAAAUAGAAGUAAAAAUAGCACAAUAUGUUUUCUUUAUAAGAAAGCAAAGUAAUUUUCUUCCUCGGUUCGUUACUACAUUAAUGUAUUAUGUGAUUUCUUUACGUCACAUACUUCAAGAAUAACAUCGAGGAAGACAAAGGUGCCUGAUGAGCGAAAGAACCGGUAUUCUAUUUAAGAACAACAUGAAGAAAGGCAGAACAAAAAGACACGAUACGUGCGAGAGAUAAAGUAGAGAGGCACGCCUAUUAUACUUUCUUUGUUAGCAUAGUCGUAUAUGUAUAUGUACCGGUCGUUGACAUACAUUUUCAACGUCAGAUAGAUGUCAAAAUGUGAAAAGCAGCUGUAAUAAAGUAAUGAAAAUUACAUUAGAUGUCUGUACCAAUUAAGCUUCCAUUUAUAAAGUAAUUUUAUAUGAAAGAAACAUUGCGCAGCAAUCAAAUUGAUGCAAGAAGCAUUCCACAUCUAGAUUAAAAAAAAAGAACAAAAUUGAAUGCUCGAAACUAAAUCGACCUACUUCAAUCCGGCACGAGGACUGUGCGAUUUGUUGAAGCAGAAUUUAAUGGAUAACACGCGCUAAGACACCGCAGAAAAAUGAUCCAUUAAUUUUUUUUUAUUCCGGGAAAUUUACAUAACUCUGAUGCACCUGACACAGCGGAUGUACCAGACCCGAGGAGGGGAGCCUGAGAACUAAGAGCAGCGACGUGCGAGAGUCGCGCAUUAACCGAGUCAUCGUUUCCUGGUGUUUUGGAUUCGUGAUAACGCGUUAGCUUCAGUCAAGCAGAAGGCUCGGCGACACGCGGCUCGCCGACUGAUAUGGCAGCAGCCGACCUUCCUGCCACCGCGAUCCCUCGGCUCCUCCGCCAUCGUCGCCGUCACUACCUCCGGCACCGGCGUAGCUGUCAAACAACCGAACAGGUGUUACCGCGAGGUACCCGGAGUGGGACACGCAAUUUCUUGUGAUACCACACGCACGGCGCGACUCGAAGAAGUAAGUCCUAGUGCCGUCGAUCGAUCGAUGUGACACGCACAUUCCUCGCGCAUUCCUCGUUACUUAACUGGACGCCGAAGGUGUCUUCGUGGGUGUUAUAUUCCGUGAGGUGUCAGUGAGUGUCUGGGUGAAGGGUGGACCAAGAGCGAUUGCUCCGGGAACAAGGAGGUUUCGACGUUGGUAGAUUUCGCACUCAUCGAAGAUGACGGACCGUAAAGUCUUCUGUCCACAACCAGUAUCCAAAUUCAGCAGCAUCCUUCUGCUGCUGUUGAUUCUUUUAACCGAGGUCACAUACUCGGCCGAUCUCGCGAUCGAGAUACCAGGCAAUCUGAGCCAGGGUGGUUCCUGGUACCGUUUGGAUUACAGCCCACCCGUCGGCUCUCCACCGCCGAACACCACCAUAGCCGCCACUGACAUCGGUGAUGUCAUAAAGUUCAGGGACGGUCUGCCUGGAACGAGAUAUGAGUACUGGCUGUACUAUAGCAACAGCACUCUUCACGAUUGGUUGACGUGGACCGCGUCAAUCACAACACCACCCGAUCCUCCGUCAAAUUUGACGGUAUCAGUGCGAAAUGGAAAGACCGCGAUCGUAUAUUGGUCACCUCCGGCCCAGGGGAAUUAUUCCGGUUUCCGGUUGCGGACGCAGAGCUUUAGUGAUACCGGAAAUCCCAAGACCACCGUCAUCCCUGUUGACUCGGUGCCCUACACACUACGUGAUCUCACGCCUGGUGCCACGUACUCGCUUCAACUCUUCACCGUACUGGACGCAAAAGAGAGCGUUGCUUAUACCAGCAGGAAUUUUACGACAAAACCGAACACCCCGGGAAAGUUCAUCGUCUGGUUCAGGAACGAGACGACGCUGCUGGUGCUAUGGCAACCGCCUUAUCCGGCCGGGAUAUACACACACUACAAAGUUAGCAUAGAUCCAUCUGACGCGAUAGAAUCCGUUCUCUAUGUGGAGAAGGAAGGCGAGCCACCUGGUCCUGCACAGGCAGCUUUCAAAGGACUUGUUCCAGGCAGAGCGUACAACAUUUCCGUUCAGACCGUUUCCGAGGAUGAAACGUCCGCGCCCACCACGGCCCAAUAUCGUACGGUACCACUGCGUCCACUCAACGUGACCUUCGACAAAUCCUCCGUGACAUCGACUUCCUUUCGUAUGUUUUGGAACCCUCCCAACGGCACAUCUGAGUUCGACAAGUAUCAAAUAUCGCUCGGUAGUAAUCGAAGGCUUGCGCCGGUUACGCGAAACCGGGACGACGAGAACAGAUGGGAGUUCAAGGACUUGGAGCCCGGUAAAACAUAUCAAGUGGUGGUGAAGACGGUUUCUGGCAAAGUCACCAGUUGGCCGGCCAGCGGAGACGUUACUCUGAAGCCGCUACCUGUUCACGACCUCAGGGCAGUGAUCGAUGAGAAAACUGGUAUGGUAGAAGUCUCUUGGAGUCCAGAGAAUUCAAGUACGCAGGAUAGUUACAAGCUACAAUAUCAUGAAGUGGAAACAUCGAUUGGCGGUGAUAGUAACACUUUGACGACUGAUAAAACAAAGGUCACGCUGGAAGCUCUGCUGCCAGGUAGAAAUUAUUCCAUAAUAAUUCAAGCAAUUAGCAAUAAAGUCGAGUCGAACGAAACCGUCCUGUACCAAGCGACACGUCCUGCUAGUCCUGUAAUUGAAGAUCUGAAGCCUAUUGAGAAGGGUUUAAAUAUUUCCUGGAAAAGCGACGUCAAUUCUAAACAAGAGAAAUUCGAAGUAACCCACAACAGAAAUGAUACUGGAGAGAGUGCAACCACUCUGACUACGGAGUCGCAUAUUGUCUUGGAAGAUCUUUAUCCUGGUGCAGCAUAUGAGGUCAAGGUCUUUGCCAUUAGCCAUGGACUUCGAAGCGAGCCGCACGAUUACUUACAAGCCGUCUUACCUCAUCCACCGAAGAAUCUCAGUAUUGAAAAAGUCACGAGCAACACCGUUGUUGUGCAUUGGGAAGCGCCGACGGAUUCGAUAUUCACCGAAUACUCCAUCAGAUAUCGUACAGAAGAUGACCCCAGGUGGGUCAAACUCCCCAGCGUGCGCGACACGGAAGCGGAAGUGGCGGAUAUGACGCCCGGCGAGAAGUAUACUAUCCAAGUGAACACCGUCAGUUACGGUGUCGAAAGUUUGUAUCCGUUACAAGUGAAUCACACAGUCAGGCCUAAUCCAGUUCUAAAUAUCACUCCGGUUAUCGAUUCUACCAAUGUAACUCUUGAAUGGCCGCGGCCUGAGGGUCGUAUUGAGACCUACGUCAUAAGAUGGUGGCCAGUGGAGAACCCAGAGGAUUCCAGGACGAAGAACGUCAGCGAGACCAACGAUGUACCCGAUAUCAGUUUCGAAGAGAACGCUGUGCAAACCGAGAGGAUUCUGGUGAGCGACCUGAUGCCUGGAGUACAGUACUUCUUCGUCGUCUACACGAUCUCGUAUGAUCUAGUCAGCGACAUCACCAAUUUAACCACGAGAACGAUGCCCCUGAUUCAGUCCGAAGUCGUCGUAGUGGUCGAUCGGGAUCAACCAGGAUCAUUGACGUUAAGAUAUACACCGACGCCGAUUCAGUCUUCAAGGUUCAAUCUAUACCGGUUCAGGAUUAGCGAUGAGAAUAACACCACGAAGGAGCGUAUGGUGGAUGACGUUGACACCAAGGUUUCAUUUGUUGGAUUAACACCUGGCAGACUGUACAACGUAACUGUUUGGACAGUAAGCGAUAAUGUGGAGAGCAGACCUCUCCUCCGGCAAGACCGACUCUAUCCUGAACCGAUCACUGCGAUCCACGCGAUUGACGUAAAUGAUACGAGGAUCACCUUGACCUGGGACAUCCCGCACGGAGAGUAUGAUACUUUUGAAGUACAGUACAUAAAUACGGAAGGAAACUAUAUCCAAAAUAUAACCUCGGUCAACGUGAUUACCAUCUUUGAUCUGAAGCCGCAUAGAAAUUAUACGUUCACAUUGGUUGUACGUUCGGGCACAGAAUCCUCUUACUUGAGAGUCUCAAAUCCGCUCAGCGCCAGUUUCACCACCAGCGAAUCGUAUCCAGGAAAAGUGGAGAAGUUUCAUCCUAUCGACAUUCAACCGAGUGACAUCAGCUUCGUAUGGUCUCUGCCCAGCCAGGAGCAAAAUGGCAUCAUUAGAAAAUUCAGCAUCACUUACGGUUUAGAAGGUUCGACUCACACCCAGAUGCAGGACUUCAGGCCGAACGAGUUUCGUGGUGUUAUCAAGUCUCUCAUACCUGGCAAGACCUAUAUCUUCCGGAUUCAAGCGGAGACAAAGAUCGGCUUUGGUCCUGAGGUGAGCUGGAAGCAGAAGAUGCCGAUAUUGGCGCCGCCGAAGCCAUCCACGCAAGUGGUGCCAACCGAAGUCUGUAGAAGUAGCACGACAAUCCAAAUUAGAUUCAGGAAAAACUACUUCAGCGAGCAGAAUGGCGCGGUCACGUCGUACAGUAUCAUCGUUGCCGAAGACGAUAGCAAGAACGCUUCUGGACUGGAGAUGCCCAGUUGGAGGGAUGUCCAGGCCUACAGCAUUUGGCCACCCUAUCAGGUAAUGGAACCAUAUUACCCUUUCAAAAAUGGAUCUGUAGAGGACUUUACGAUCGGUUCCGAGAACUGCGACAACAAAAUUGGAUACUGUAAUGGACCGUUGAAGUCAGGAUCUACUUAUCGGGUGAAAGUGCGCGCGUUUACAGCACCGGACAAAUUUACGGACACCAGCUACAGCUUCCCCAUUCAAACAGGAUUGCUGCUGGCAGAUAAGGACAACACGGCCAUCAUAGUCGGUGUCACCGUCGCCAUAGCCUUGCUACUGUUUCUAUUGGGCAUCGGGCUGUUUAUGCGAAGGAGAAGAAGCCAGGGUCGCAAAACAACAGAAACCAGGGCAACCGAUAAUUUAUCAUUGCCGGAUAGCGUUAUUGAGACUAGCCGGCCCAUCAAAGUCGAAGAUUUUGCCGAGCACUAUCGCACUAUGUCGGCGGACUCCGAUUUCCGAUUUUCGGAAGAGUUUGAAGAAUUGAAGCACGUCGGAAGAGAUCAACCGUGCACUGCGGCGGAUUUGCCUUGUAACAGGCCGAAAAAUCGCUUCACGAAUAUUCUUCCAUACGAUCACAGUAGAUUCAAGCUUCAACCUGUCGAUGAUGAAGAGGGGUCCGAUUACAUCAAUGCCAAUUACGUUCCGGGUCACAAUUCGCCACGGGAGUUUAUUGUGACUCAAGGACCGUUGCAUUCGACUCGCGACGAUUUCUGGCGAAUGGUAUGGGAGAGCAACAGCAGGGCGAUUGUAAUGCUAACGAGAUGCAUUGAGAAAGGCAGAGAAAAGUGCGAUCACUAUUGGCCGAUGGACACCUUGCCGGUUUAUUAUGGAGAUAUCUGCGUCACGAUACUCAACGAGACGCAUUAUCCGGAUUGGAGUAUCACCGAAUUUAUGUUGUGCAGAGGUGAUGUGAAGAGAGUGAUACAACACUUCCACUUCACUACCUGGCCAGAUUUCGGCGUUCCCAGUCCACCGCAAACUUUGGCGAGGUUCGUGCGUGCGUUUAGGGAACGAGUCAGGCCCGAUCAGCGGCCUAUAGUCGUUCAUUGCAGCGCCGGCGUAGGUCGUAGUGGCACCUUCAUCACCUUAGAUAGAAUACUGCAGCAAAUUCUCGUAUCGAAGUACGUCGAUAUCUUCGGGAUUGUCUGGGCGAUGAGGAAAGAGCGGGUCUGGAUGGUUCAGACGGAGCAGCAGUAUAUCUGCAUCCAUCAAUGUCUCUUGGCCGUUCUGGAGGGACAGGAUACCACUGGACCACCACGAGAAAUUCAUGACAAUCAGGGAUUCGAAGGCAAAAAUCGAAGCUCGGUCGAAAGCACUAAGAGUCCUGCCGAGGCUGAGAAGGAGAGGUGACCUUCGAACAGCGACUCCUGCAUCGAGGAUGACGAAGGGAUAGCCGAGUCAGGGAUGUGAUGGUUCGAUUGCUGGUUAGGCGUAACGAUUGAUAGCGACAAGAGCGAAUCUCGUUUUCCAAAGGUGCUUGAAUCCCCAGGAUUUUUCAAGUUUCCUUGGAAAAGAAAAAUAUAAAAACAGAGAGAUAACAGUCCAAAUCAGGCAAAGACGACAGCGAACAACGUAACAAUAAUCAUUUGGACAAUUAAGUCGCGUGCGAUAGGAUAAUCAAUGGAAGAUAUCUCCUGGAAGAAUCGUUUUAGCGUUAAGCAACGAACGAACACGUGUCUUCAUUUCUCUGUCGGCUACAUAUCGAAAUUAAGCGUGUUCAAUCAGUGAUACGCGUUAGAAUAGUUUCACGACUAAGAUAAUUAUCAGGAAAGUGUAAAAAGAGUGCCGAAAAGGGCAAUAACUGAAGGGGACGUGAAAAAAAAACGAUGUCAAGCCGAAUAUGCUGCCAAGUGUGGGAUUACGAAUCAAAUGCAUGCGCGAUGUUUUAUACGCGUCAUGCAACGGUCGGAGAGAUUACGUUUUUAUUAAUAUAUAAUUCAUGUCUACAUAUCUAUAUAAGUAGCAGAAAACUGAUAAGGCGCGCGAUAUUAAUAGAUGUAGAUCGUAUGUUAUAACGAGUGCAGAGAUGCAUAUUCCACUGGUUGUGUCACGAUGAGGCCUCGGACCACAUCGCAUCCGCAAUGAGUCUAUCGAACAUCUUUGUUAAGUCGCAAUAUGUAAGACAGAUAGCAUUUUAGAUCGAUUGGAUUGCGCAGACAUUGCGAACUGGCGUCUUGGUUCCUCUCCCGAUGCAAACAUUCUUCUGAGAUUACCACCAAUAACACUUUGUUCAUAUUUCGUGUUCUAUUCGAAUGGACGCGUAAAAGAUUAUCCUACGUUCUCUUAAUUAUUUUUUCCAGAAUUAACGUAAAUGCGGUCGGAUAAAACUUAAAAGCGAAUCCUUGCAAAAGCGAGACGCAAAGUACUCGACGAUCACGCUGAUUGAGUUAUCGUUCGGAAUGACGAGCCGUCCGUCCAAGAGCCAUAUGCGUGCUAGACGAUGAUUUGAUAAAUAAUAAUGUUAAUAUUAAAGCGAAUUAACUAG